Messenger RNA from Paramacrobiotus metropolitanus, 2624 nucleotides. RefSeq lists its product as uncharacterized. Gene Ontology annotation, molecular function: protein binding. The transcript has 7 exons. Lineage: Eukaryota; Metazoa; Tardigrada; Eutardigrada; Parachela; Macrobiotidae. The coding region runs from base 712 to 2466 and encodes 584 amino acids. The record is from RefSeq and is a predicted model, not a curated record.
AAAGCGUGAAAAUUACAUUAUUUGUUUGUCGUAUGCCGACAAAUUCCUUGACAAUACAGUCAAGACCGUGUUUACCUGAGAAAGUGGACAGCUGAUAUAACCGGACAAACAAUGUCAAGGGAAAAAGCCACAAGACAGCCGAGGAGACCUUGCAUUGUCCAGCGCACACCGGUUCUAUUUGCGCCGCUCAGCUGCAUCAGUUCGAUGUGAUUUGAUGAUAGUCCACUUGCGCUGUUGAUCGCCGGCGAAUUGAUCUAAUGGCUUAAUAAUAUAACAGCAGCCGGUGAAUACGCUUUACCUGUACGUGGCGAUCUGGUUCGCUGUACGAGAAGGAGGCAUUAAUCAUCGCGGCGAUCAGUUGCACGUUGUGCUUAUUGCGCUCUCCAUCAUAGCAGCUGCUACUGACUGUGGUAGUUGAGAAAACGAGAGACGCCGGCAAAAAAACACAACCAAGAUGUUGCUUCAUCUUUGACACAGAUAUUAUGCGGUGGCAUGUGCAGUGAGCGGCCUUUGUCUGGCUAAUCGAUAGCGUUUAGCGCCGUUUGUUGUGGCUGGUGUUGCUCUCGGUGGAAAUCAGUUGUAGUGUGAUUGUGAUUUGUACUGUAAUAUUGGGUGAAUUAUUUUAUUGUACGGGGUAUUAUUGUUCUUUAUUAUUAUAUUGGUGUUGCGUAUUGUGUUGGGCGUUGUGGCGUGGGAAUUGCGAUUUAUCCAAUGGGAAAUCAACAGGCACGAGCCGCACCGCAGUCGGUUAUCAGCGAGACCGGCAGCCGCAAAGACACCCUCAUCUCCGAAGACGGUGUAACCGAUUGUUCGGAGAUUAGUCGAGUGGAUUAUGACAGCUACCCGUCUGCGGCACUGGAGGCGCUGGCCGAGCACUGCCGCUCGGUGGAGGGUGAGGAUGGAGAGACGGAGGAGGAACGACGCCGGGACAGUGUGUCACCCGAUUCCGCCAUGCAUCAGUCGGCCGAGUCACAUUCCGCCGCCAGCAGUCAGCGCCGGACGCAGCCGCCAAGGAAGAAACCGCCGAGGAAACAUCUGAGUAAUGGAGCGACCAGUCGGUCGAAUCUGUCAUCAACAGAUUCGAUGGAUUAUCAAGAAACCAAGCGUAUUCAAGAGGACAUUGACGAAAUGUUCUCCUAUCUCAACGGUUGGCUGGACGAGCCAGAUUCGGAAAUCACCGAGCACGAAUUACUGUCGGUAUCCGGCGGAUGCCAGGCUGGCGAACCCGAAACCGAAUUGGACCGCCGGUCCGGCUCCGGCUCACAGUCUGACGACUCAGCGGUGUGCGUGGGAGGUGGCGACGGUGACGGGCCGGAGCAUGAGCACUCGCGCUCGCCCACCACCGACCCCGGCGACACGGACCCGGACGGUCGCUCCAACAACAGUUUGUCGCCUACCCGCGAGGAUGACCACCCGGAACUGGCAUCGGCGCCCUCGGAUCAACUGGGUGUUAUCACACCGAUGAUCGUCAAAGACCCCUUAAUUACGCCGAUUAUCCAUGCACCACGCCCACUGUUGCCGUCACGGAAUGUGGAUAUCUCAACGUUGAAUUAUAUUCAGCUGCAGUUUACACCGGAGCUGGCAUCCGGCAAUAAUAAAGAAAAUUGGGACGUCAAAGACGACGAGCCACACCCUUCGGAAGCCUCCUCACUAACCGAAAAAGAAAAACUGCGCACGCGCGACCCCCUCCACGUUCUCUACUCGCAAAUCUCCAAGAACAAACCCAAGCGCAGCGUUCACGACGGUUCGCGUGACAAUCCGGGCGGUCGCAUGCAGCGCAUUCGCGAGCAAUCACCCCUGGGGAUGCGGUCACCGUGUUUUGAGCCGCAUUUCCGCCAGGAAGAAGACGUCUAUGCCACACCGUACGGCUGCAGCGAGGACGCCCUGUACACCGAACCGCAUAUCACAAGUGUCCAGAAGAUGAGCGAAGGCAGUAUCGUCCGCUCCUUGUAUCCCCUGUCCAGCGCCAUGCCGGGAACCUUGUCGUUUAUGAGCGGCGAGACGGGAGUGCUGAUGCGGACAAAUAUUGGAGGAUGGUGUUAUAUCUGUAUGCGUGAUAAAGAGGGAUGGGCACCGGCGAAUUAUUGGCAGCCGCUGAGAAGUGCGUUAAGGGAACGGAUGCGAGCGCGGGGUAAUGCUGACCGGAAUGAAUUUUUGGAUGACUGGUACCUGGGACCGAUUAGCCGACCGGAUAGCGAGUUUCUGCUGCUGCAGUUCGGGCAAGAAGGGGAUUUCUUAUUGCGAAAUAGUUCCAUACGGGCGGGCGAAUUUACGCUAAGCAUGCGGCACGGAAAACAGGUACACCAUUUCGCCAUACGGAGAGUGCCGGAGACGGGAAAAUUCACCAUCGGCAGUGUCAAUUAUCAGUUUACUUCGCUGCAUAAUAUUAUUGCUCAUUACCGCCAGCACACGAUACUGUCCGAUAAGUAUGCUGUUUUGCGUCAAGCUUUUGCUGUGCAGUUAUAACUGCCGAACGUUACUGACGCCACGUAAGGAUUGUUUAGUUCUGAGUCUCUGACGCACUCUACGCUAAAUCUUCUCUGAUACAUCUUGUAAAAUUUUCUGACUGAAAUGUUCAUGCUAAUUAACUGUGCUAUGUACAUGUAGAAAAUUUUAACGGCCGA